AAUGGAUAAUAAUACUAUAUUCAUAAAAUCAGUGAUCGCUCAUACAAUAAUAUUGCAUGCAUCUAUGAAUCCAAAUGUAUCACCUCUUACCACACUUUUACAUAGAUUAGAAACAUGUCAGAAUAUGUAUAUUUUAUCUUGCAUUUCUGAUACGGAAGCAUAUGUAUUGUCUGCUAUUUUAGAACGAGAAAUAGUUACUCGAUAUAUUUGUGAAUGCGGUUAUAAAUAUGUUAUUGGUAAUAGCGGUCAUGCUUUGACUGAGCAAAGAUGUCCUGGGUGUAAAGUAAGAAUGUUAGGAGGUACUAUGUUUGUGCUUCAUGCCGGUAAUAAGAAAUUAGAUGAAAACCCACUUAGGAGUUUAGUAACUAAUGACAUAUCUGGUUAUAUUGGGGAAACACCAAAUCAAGAUAUCGGUUAUUGUGUUCGAUCUAUGCCACCUACUUCUUUCAGGAUAUUACAUUUAUUUGUUCAUAUUCUCAUAGGCGCUUCGUCUCCCUCAACAAUUGCAACCAAUUUCCUUCAGAAAAAUAAUCAAGUUGCUACCAAUACGGAACAUUAUUGUCUUGAACAUAUUCAAAAUGAUUGGAAUAUUCUCAAACAAAUUCUUAAUUGUUCUGAUGAGAAUUUAGCAUUAACAUUACACUCAAUAUUGGCGAACAUGACACAAAAUCCACCACCUUCAUCUAAUUUAAACACUCCAGAUCAACGUGAAGAAUGGGAAACUCAAUUCACUAGAAAUUACGUGUCUGACCAAAUUAAAAGUAUAAUUGAAACAACCACAAAUUUCCGUACUAGGCUCAACACUGCAUCAACUACUGUACAAGGAAAUACUACUAAUGUUAUUGAAUCCGAAAUAAAUCAAACUUUGACGACGUUCGAUAUAUCUCAAUUACCUCGACUUUGGCGUAAAAUUGGAGUUAGUACUUUUGAAAGUUUCCGUGCUUAUUAUAAUGGAAAUUUGGCUCAAUAUAAAGAACAAUUUCCUGUAUUAGCCGUGUACUUCAAACAUGAAGAAAGUUUAAGAUAUGUAAAACAUCUUUGGGAUAUUGUUAAAUUUGUUCAAUUAGUAUCAGCUCGCCUUUCUUAUCGAUUAAAUAGAGAAAAAAUUUUAGCCUUAACAUUCCGUGAAUAUUUUUUAAGCGAGAAGAAUGAAGAAGCAUUAAUGACAGCAUAUAAAGAUUUUGAGAAGGCUUGGAAUUCCGUGAUUGAUAAUGUAGAUAGAUAUGAAUGUCAUGAAAUCGUUAUUAAACCUAAAAUGCAUUUUGAUCAGAAACUCACUUUGGCAUUAAUUGAACCUAAAGAUGAAGGAGUUUAUCUUUGUGCAAUUCUAGAAUAUUUAAUUUUUAUACAAAAUAAAUUCUUAGAAGAAAUUAUGACAAUUACUCCUGGAACCUGUAGAUCUCUUGGAUUUUUAGAAGAUUCUGAUUCCUUUACAGAAACUGAAGGACCACCUCAAUAUUAUAUUCAAUCAUUAACACUUAAGCAAUUAAGAAAAGAUAAUUUAAUAUCUUACCAAUGGGAAGAUGAUUGUGAUAGAAUUCUCCAGUUUAGUGAAAGAAAUUUAGGAGUUGGACGUGGUCAGGACAUUAUUUAUGAUUUGCAGAAAAUUGAACAAGAGCUCGCUAGGUAUUUAAUUUAUGAAAAAGUUCAUAUAGAAAAGCUAGAAAACUCAAAAUUAUUCAUGGAACUUUUUUCAUAUCAUAUGGAAUUGUUCCAAUCAUCCAUGAAAAUUAUUGAAGAUAUUAGAAAUUUGAUUCCACAAGAACCAAUAUCCGCCGAAAAGGCUUCAGCUAUCGUGGGAAUUCCAACAAAUUCAUUUAAUUUGACGCCAGGUCAAAUGGACUCUGCAAUAGAUAAUCCAUCAGAUAUUCUAUCGGCAUUAGAAAUUCUUUUGUGCUUUGUAAAACGUAGUCCUGGUAGUGGUGGUGAAUUUUCGAUUAAAGGAUAUGUAUCUCAAUGGGCAUCACUAUCAAAAAUUUCUGAAAAUGCUAAAUUCAAUAGUUUGUUAACCGAAGAUCUGAAGCUUAAACAUUUAAUUGGAUUAUAUGAAUUAAUUGAAGAACAAAUGGCUAAUAUCACUGUGAAAAAUGUUUCCGAAAAAUACAAAGCUCCAAUCACAAAUGAUUUAGUAGAUUCUUUAAAUAAAGUUAUUGAUUGGACAAUACCUCCAUCUCAACAAGAACUUCUUCCAGCUAAAGCAUUUGCUUUAGCAUUAAAAAGAUUUAUGUAUCGAUUUUUACAAGGAGAAACUAUGAAUGAAAAUGAACUCCUCGAACUUUAUGUCUGUAAUGAAUCAUUAUAUUUUUGGCCAUCUUCAGUUUCUCAAGAAUUGAUUGAUAAACUAUUUCCAGGUGAAAUAAUGGUCUCACAUACUUAUAAUGUAUAUGAAUUUAUCACAAAUCAAAUCGAGAACCUCAUUCGAAGACAGCAUCAGCAACAGCUACAAUAA
Molecule: messenger RNA, 2449 nt
Organism: Diversispora eburnea
Lineage: Eukaryota; Fungi; Glomeromycota; Glomeromycetes; Diversisporales; Diversisporaceae
Source: the annotation of a GenBank genome assembly